Amoebophrya sp. A25 is the source of this 446-nucleotide messenger RNA. Lineage: Eukaryota; Dinophyceae; Syndiniales; Amoebophryaceae. The record is from the annotation of a GenBank genome assembly.
AUGAGCUUACACCAGCCCUUACCGGAAGAACUGUUUCGCGGAAAGGGCGGGUUCGGACUCAUGUAUCGGAAAAAACAAAGUUUCCCGAGGAACAAACAACAUUUACUUUCGUCGUUCAAGACAUCAAGUGGUACUACAAAGUUCCCUAGAAGUAGCGCCGUAUCCAAAACAAGAAUAGCCUCUUCGUCCUCCACUGGCGUUCUCGGACGAGGCCUAGGUGGAGCAGGACUAAAAAAAAGUGGUGGAGAAAUCCGACAGAAGUUCUUAACUGCAGCUCUCAAGAAAAAACUAUCAUCCUCAAAACAUAAGCAAACUGCUUUGACAGUUGCUGCGCUAUUGCAAAAUGACAUGCGGACGGCUUGUACGAAAGAAAAUGGAGGCUGUGAGGCAGAACCUCUCUUGAGCGCAGUCUUGGCUUUGGCAACGAACACACCAAUGGAUCCAGA